This is a messenger RNA of Cotesia congregata, 1039 nucleotides long. The record is from the annotation of a GenBank genome assembly. NCBI's taxonomy places the organism in Eukaryota, Metazoa, Arthropoda, Insecta, Hymenoptera, Braconidae.
GUUACUAAAUGAGGGGGAAAGAAGAUAUUUUGUACUAGCCUAUUUUGUAUAUAAUUACAUAUUACACAUGCUAGUAAUUGUAGAAAGUAGAUGUUAAUCAGCAAAAGUAGUCAUUUAAUUAGAAUCGCCAUAAGGUUAAAUAAAUUUAUCUUAUAACAGACGCCUAUGGGAGACGCCCCAGCAAGAUAUCAGGUGGCACAAGAACAUCCAUCAAUAGUCUCAAUUCGGUUCUACGGUCAACAUAUCUGCGGAGGAGUUUUUAUAACAACCAGACACAUAUUAACCGCAGGCCACUGUCUGUCUGAUGAUGAUGAGUUAGGACAAGGCAUCGUGCGCUACCCGAAGUUCCUAAUAACGGUGGCGUCAGGAACUAAUAACUGUUACCAUCCGGCAAAUGUUCAUAAAAUAAAGAGCUUUACAAUCCACCCGCACUACCAAGGGUCCAUCAGCGAUUAUGCCAACGAUAUUGCCAUUAUUGAGUUGGAAUACGCCAUACAACCCGACGAAACCCGACAAAUCGCAAGGCUUCCUCGGGAAAACACAUCACCAAAUGUUGACGCUACUGUUGUGUUGGAUGGGGGACAUCCUACGAGGGAGAAAAAAAAUUGUCGGAGUUGUUGAAGAAAGCUGACGUUGUCACCAUUGAUAAUUAUGAGUGUCAAAGCAGGAUACGAAGUUUUAUUUAUGCGGGACAACUUUGUGCGACACAACCUUGGGGUACAGGUUUUUGCGAUGGCGAUAGUGGUGGCCCCUUGUACAGCAGAAGCGGAGAAUGCUUGGGUAUCAUAUCAAUAUAUCCUUUGACUGCGGGAAAGGAAUACCAGAUGUCUACACUCGCGUUUUCCACUACCUCCAGUGGAUCAAAGCCACCAUUAAAUAUAGUCUUCUCAUCCUAAUUAUUAAUAAAAUUGAGAUGAAAUAUAUAUGAAGCCAUUUUAUUCGUAAUGUGAUUAGUCAAAUACAUUAUAAGCAUAAAAACUUGAUUUCUAGUAUAUUAUAGAACGUUGAUUAAAUCUAAAAAUAAAAUCUUAUCUAUACA